Messenger RNA from Salvelinus namaycush (lake trout), 891 nucleotides. RefSeq names its product C1q and TNF related 1 (gene c1qtnf1). The record is from RefSeq and is a predicted model, not a curated record. Gene Ontology annotation, molecular function: protein binding. Lineage: Eukaryota; Metazoa; Chordata; Actinopteri; Salmoniformes; Salmonidae. The transcript has 3 exons. Bases 1 to 891 code for a protein of 296 amino acids.
AUGACAGUGCGGGGUGGGCAGCCGCCCUCUGCCCUGUGUGCGUGGGUGGUACUGCUCCUGUUGGUGGUCUCAGGUGAACCCUACCGGACCCCCUACAACCAGGAACAAGACCAGAACAGAGACAGGGACAGUGAGACAACAGACCCCAGGACAGACCCUAGGAUAGACCCUAGGACAAACACCAGGGUCUACCACAGAGAUGUCAGUGAGGUGAGGGGUAAAGACUGUCGGCGGUGUUGUGACCCUGGAGAGCAGCCCCCUCAUUAUUCCAACCCCCACUACCCACAACAGUACCCACAGUACCAAGCGGUGCCACAGAUCAACAUCACCAUCCUCAAAGGUGAGAAGGGGGACAGCGGCCAGCGAGGACCCUACGGUAAAUCCGGUAAGUCUGGCCAGUCCGGCCCCCGAGGGCCCAACGGCAUCAGGGGCACCAAAGGGAGCAUAGGGACCCCGGGUGAACCCUGCAAGGCCCAGUACGCUGCUUUCUCUGUGGGCCGCAAGAAGGCCAUCCACUCCAACGACUACUACCAGACCUUAGUGUUCGACACCGAGCUCGUCAACCUCUACGGCCACUUCAACAUGUUCACCGGCAAGUUCUACUGCUACGUACCAGGGGUCUACUACUUCAGCCUGAACGUGCACACGUGGAACCAGAAGGAGACGUAUGUGCACGUGAUGCAUAACGAGAGGGAGGUGGUGAUCCUGUACGCUCAGCCCAGUGACCGGAGCAUCAUGCAGAGCCAGAGCCUGAUGCUAGAGCUGGAGAGAGAGGACCAGGUGUGGGUCAGGCUGUUCAAAGGGGAGAGAGAGAACGCCAUCUUCAGCGAUGACUUUGAUACCUACGUCACUUUCAAUGGACACCUCAUCAAGCCAAAGAGUGAAGGGUAG